This is a messenger RNA of Drepanopeziza brunnea f. sp. 'multigermtubi' MB_m1, 3222 nucleotides long. Lineage: Eukaryota; Fungi; Ascomycota; Leotiomycetes; Helotiales; Drepanopezizaceae. The record is from RefSeq and is a predicted model, not a curated record.
AUGUCGCAAGCACCGGGCCAGAACCAACACGCUGCCAUCAACGCGCCCGCCGCAACGAAAGCUCCUCCCUCGAGACCCAAGAACUUCGAAGCUGCCGCCUCGUCGCCCAACCUCAGCGCGGCAGAGGCUGCGGAGAUGGCUUCCACAACCGCCCUGAUCGAGGGCGUACUGGGUCCGAACAAGGAUGGCCGGGUGAGGAACCCCGUGCCGAGCAAGCUGAAGGGCAAGACGGACAACAAGCAGGGCAAUUUCGGCGUGAUGCACAUGGGCACGAGUUCGGCCCAGAAGGGCGAGGGCCAGUCGCAUGGGAAAGACGCGGCGGCAGAGCGAGACGCGGCAGCGAGGAGGACGAGCGAGAAUACGGCUUCCCGCGCGAGGGCUGCUCAGGCAGAUCGAUAUGUGCCGCCGAGGAAGCGCGGCUUGACGGCAAGCUUGGGGGCUUCUGCUGGCCCGAAUCGAAACUCACCGUUUGGGGGCUCGCGCGAUACGCAGCGCUCGAGGCCGCUGGCUCCUGACGAGACGAAGUCCGAGCAGGCACGAUUGCUGACCUUGCUGCGGAGUAUCAAUCCCGUCACCGUGGUCGAUCAGAUAUGCAAGGCCGUGGCAUAUUUUGGAGGAAUACCUGGAGCACCUCCUCCUGAGGAUGGCAUCUUCCCCGAGAGUGCCAAUACGAGAGAGACGGGUGCUUUGUUCAUUGGGUGGCUGGCAGAAAUUUUUCCGGAUGUUACAGCUCGGAGCCCUGAGGUCUCCAAAGAGCAGGCUGCGAAGAAGAAAGGUCGACCUUCGAAAGUCAGGACUGCAGACAAUACUGCUGGAGAGCGACUGCAAUCUGCCGAGCCUCCAAACUCGAGAAACGGGUAUGGAUAUGGUCCCGCUGUGUCUGCGCCAACUUGGGGACUUCCACCAUCCUUUGCACUGGUCAAUACCUCAACCCCAAACCAUGCCGCUCCUCCAAACCAUGCCGCUCCCCCAAACCAUGCUGCUCCCCUAAGCGAACCCAAACUUCAAGCUCCGGAGCAGACCUCGGAGCAGAAAUCGUCUGAAACACCACUGAAGAAUCCGGCUGAGGAUACUGCAUCUGGAACAAAGAAGAGGCGAGGCAGGCCUAAGGGAUCUAUGAAUAAGAAGAAGGAUGGGCAAGAAGGAGAGAUCGCUACCACGGAUGGACAAACAGUCCCCGAUAGCUCUUCUGCCACAGCAGCGACAGCGAAAGCUAUGCAGCCAAGUUCGGCGAUUUCUGCAGCGGCAAAUCCCAUAGCAAAUUCCUACGGAGCUACAAACGACCAGGCCAUUGGGUCCCAGCCUGCCCAAACCAGCCAGUACUCAAACCAGCCUUGGCAGACAGCUACACAGCCUAAUCAAAUGGGAACUGCUUCAAACGUGGCUACGGGAGAUGAAUUGAGUCCUCAGGAACGAGCUGUUUUGGAGGCUUUCAGACAACCCGCCGGUGGUGCUCAACAACCCCGGCAGGCUCAACAGGUGGAGCCGUCUCCCAUCCUCCCUCCCAAAACUGUUCCAGAAGCUGGUCAGAAGAGAAAGCGAGCGGCUCCAAAGCCUAAAGCUGUUCCUCCCCCUGCCUCUGUUCCUGCGCUUCAAUUUUCAAACGAGGCAGUAUCCCAAUUGCAGCAGCCACAGCAUUCUCCUACUCUCCCUCCGAACCACGAAGCUACCAUGGGCGUAGCAAAAGAUGCAUUGCAAUGGACUUCAGUGGAUUCAACCACUUCUACAACGCCGAUCGUACCACCUGCAAAGAGACCGCGUCAACGCAAGCCCAAGACUCCUGCAAACCCUACGAAUGCAGAACCCCCUUCGCGAGCACAGACCGCAUCUGUCGUCAGCGUUGCUACUCCUCCGAUUCCGCAGAGCACGAUUCCUGAUACCCAGGCCACGGCUCCGCAACAGAGCAUUCCGCAAAGCAUCCCAGCGACUCGUCCUCCAGCUGAAGGUUUAGAAGCACAUUAUGCGAGAUUUGAAAGCUUCCAGCAACAGCAGAAUGGUCGAAGUCACACCCCCACUCAACCUCAGGUACAGCAGGUGCAACAGGUACAACAAGUACAGCAACCGGCUCGCCAACAACAACAACAACAACAACAACAACAACAACAACCACAACCACAUCAACAAGCCAAGCCUCAAGCUGUGACACCUCAGCAAUCCGCCACCCCUCAGCUGCAGCAGCAGCACAUGAUGCAAAAUCAAAAGUCGCAGCAAGGCCAGCAAGCCGCGCAGCAGCCUACUCAACGUGAUGAGCCGAAGACACAGGCAUCAUCUUCUUCUACUCGUCCCUCAUCUAACGCGUAUUACAAUCAAAAUGCCCAGCCGUCAACUUCGUAUAGUCAGCAAUACCCCUCUCACCAACCCUCGCAACUCUACAGUGGAAAUCAAGCGUCGCCUCAAAUGAGCAACAGCACAAACAACAGCUACCGCACAUCUAGUACGCAUACCCUGGCCCAGAUAUCUCCACAGUUUCCUCAAACAGAAAACGCCUACCGAACCUCGAGUCCACACACCCUUGGCCAACCCUCACCGUCUUUCUCCCAGACCAGCUCCAGCUACAGAAGCAAUAGCACGCACAACCUCGCACAACAACACACACCAACAGUCACGCAGCCCACCGAGAACAGCUACAGAACGCCCAGCACACACUCCAUGGUGCAGCCAUCACCCGCCUACACGACUGCACGGUCACACUCUCAAUCCCAGCCUUCGCAUCAAAGCCAGUACCCCCAAUACUCCGACCCUUCAUUCCUCGACCUGCCCACUCUCGAUUCACUGGGUCAUGCCGGCUCAACAGGCAACACGAAUACAAGUCUAGGCAUAAGCUCCAAUAACUACGGCACCGCCAGUGGUUUCGGGCAAGGCAUUGGCGUCGGCGUCGGCAACUCGCGGUCAUCACAGGCUAGCAGCAACAGUCUAUAUGGCAGCACAUCUGGACUGAGUAACAGCUACGACACUACAGGUGCGGAUUUACUGAGAGGGGUGGGCGUUUCGAGGAGCGGGAGCGGGGGUGGGAGCGGGAGUGCUAGUGGGGGCGGGUACGGUACGAGUGGUUCGCGGCUGAGCAACUCUUUUGAUCCGACGAGCCAGGAGGACAUGCGAGAUCAGUUAUUGAGGGGAUAUGGUAUUGUUCCUGCCGGGAACCCUGCCGAGGUCUCGGGCGAGCUCUCGGGGGGUUUCGGGAACUGGACCGCGGGAAACCGGACAUCGGACCCGGCGGCCUGA